Messenger RNA from Salvelinus sp. IW2-2015, 2394 nucleotides. RefSeq lists its product as uncharacterized. NCBI's taxonomy places the organism in Eukaryota, Metazoa, Chordata, Actinopteri, Salmoniformes, Salmonidae. The record is from RefSeq and is a predicted model, not a curated record.
CCCACCCCCCCACCCUGCAGAUACCUGUGGUCAGCUUCAGCAGUGCGCCACUGGAGCUUAGUCCAAGGUUUGUGGAUGGUAUUGAGACAGAGAGCAGUGUGAACUCAUCCCAGAAGUUUGAGUUUAGCUCCAGGCUGGUACACAGUGGUCAACCAUCCCCAGGACUAGGGAUCCUGGAGCAGUCAGAUAUCAAGCAGAGUGUUUCUAAGCUGAGUGACGAGAUGAGCACUCUCUCCCAGCAAGUCUCUCAUCUCAGCCAGGAGCUAAACGAAAUGGCACGCCUGCUCCGGCCCCUCCUUGUGGCGCCUCAGCCAAUCCUGACAGCCAUGACGCCCAUCCUGACUCCACCCCCCAGCAGUGCCAACAAACCGUCCUCCAACACACCUCUGGUGGUCCCACCUCCAGCCCCGCCCUGCUCCCCGUCACCCCACCCCCAACGAACACAGUCCUGCUCGCUAUUGGACAUGGAUAGUGCUGACACGGGGAACGUGGGCUUGCCAAGUUGCCUCCUCCCAACCCCCCCUCCACAGAGGCCUCCAGCCCAGAACCAGUCUCCAAUCUCCCCAGAGAGAAGUUCUAAGGACUUACCCCACUCCAACCCCCCUUCCCCUGGGACAGGAGACAUGGGGGGGUCACCCCACCUCUCCAACCACACCACCUCCAGCAACAGUUUCCUUCCCUCUGCCCAGGACAGAUGUACCCUAGCCUCCGGCACCAUGUCCCCCUCCCUCUCUUUCUCCUUGUCCCUCUCCUCCUCCCCCUCCUGCUCUCCCUGCCAGGUUCCCCAUCACUCACGAUCCGGCAGCCACAGCAGGGGCCUGCUCCCACCGCCCCCCUCCCAGGACAACACGCCCCCGCCUUCCUCCCAUUGCUCCGCUCCCCAGUCACUCAGCUCCUCGCCUGGAGACCAUAAGCUGAAGUUGGUCUUCCCCUCUUCCUAUUCCACUCCCCUCAUCCCUCCCCUCCCCUCUCCUUACCCCUCGACCCUCUCCCUGGGCCCGUUCUCCCUGGACUCUCUGAGAGGGGAGACGCAGGGGGGCACCAGGCUGGAGGCAGGACACCUGGAGCUGGAGAUGCAGGAGAGGGGAGGAGAGAGGGGGGAGAGACGCUCCCAGAUGAUGGAGCACAUCAGCUACAUGGACGAGGAAGGGCCAGCUCUGUGACAGAGAGGUUACAUGCAAGAAGAAACAGCAGAGGAGACAGAAUGAAGAGAAGAGAGGAGAGUACAUAGCCCGCUCGUCCAGAAUGCAACAUUGAACCUGUGAGGCACACAGGCAGUCAGAGAUCAAAAUGACUAUAGGUGGAAACCAAUAGCACCACUGAAAAAUAGACCACCAGGACAGUAGCAAGACACCAGUUCUAACAGUACUCUGAUCAGGCACUCUGGUCAUGUUACAACACAUCCUCUGUCUAUGGACUUCAUGAUGUCAUAAGUGAAAUGUGCAUCCCUACUCCUCUCCUGGCCAAAUGUUCCCAACCAACCACCCCUUCAUGACAUCACAUACAGUAUAUAGGACUGGGAAUGUAAACUCUAGUUCAACCUCUGUUGUGUGGUUUCAAAAUUAUACUAACAUCUAUUGCUUGAAUACCAACCAUGGCUGAUUUCAAAUGAGUUCAUUUAACAUCAACUUCAUAUUUCUUCAGAGUUUCUCUGCUACUUGUUAUAUGGGGGUGAUUUGUUACAUACAUCUCCACAAAGUACAAACACACUUGCACUGUGGUCUUACAUUAUGUGACAUCCUAUAAGUGCCAAUCCAGCCGACACACACAAUCAGUUCUCUCCCUCCAACAAGUGGCCAUAUUCAACACAAGACAAUCAGUGAGCUUACAAAACACAUGGAACCCACCAAAACAUGAAGACAACACCGCAGUAGGUCUGGAGGUAGAAGGGAGGGAGCCGGUGUGCCACAGAGGCCAGGUUUAUGUUUAAGAAGCCAUGCAUACUGGUGGGUGAGUGGAAUAUGCAGUAGGUCUAUGAGUGAAAAGCAGACUGUACAGUGAAUGAGUUCCCACAUCAACUCCAGCUUUAGCCAUCCAGCCAUUCGUGCCUUCUCCUUGGAACACACACACUGCUGGUCGAACACAUCAUAUAGCACAUAUCAUCCACACCUGGUGAUUAGGUUGUGAUUUACAAGCCAUUGACCAUUACGAACACCUCACUUUUAUUUUGAAACUAAUUUAUUUUAUGUAGAAUGUGUGUUAAUAUAUUUUGUUGGAUUGGGGUGUUCUGGCCUUUUUUCGUCCAUCGCUAGUUCAACCAGAGACAUCUCAGCGUCAGUUUAACAGCGUCAUAUCAAAGCCCACACGCACCAACAAGCACACCAGUGGAGGCUGCUGAGGGGAGGAUGGCUCAUAAUAAUGGCUGGAAAGGCAUAAAUGUCAUCAAACACAUUU